AUGUCUCUUUCUAAAUAUUUCAAUCCGAUUCCCGACGCUUCAGUUACGUUUGAUGGCACCACCGUCCAGCUGGAAGAAUCGCUCGGAACUGUCCGGAACGAUGAAGAAUCCUUGUCGGAUUUCGAGAAUGCAGGCCAUCUGGAAAUCUGCGAUAUCACCUUCCGUGCCAAUGAAGGUGAGGUCGUCUUGGUACUGGGGAAUCCGACAUCGGCGCUCUUCAAAGGCCUGUUCCAUGGUCACAAGAAUCUGAGGUACUCUCCCGAGGGGUCUAUCAGAUUCAAGGACAAUGAGUUUAAGCAAUAUGCCGCCAAGUGUCCUCACCAAAUCAUCUAUAAUAACGAACAGGAUAUUCACUUCCCGUAUCUGACGGUGGAACAGACCAUCGAUUUCGCACUGAGUUGCAAGUUCCAUGUCUCUAAGCAAGAACGCAUUGAAAUGAGAGACGAGUUGCUGAAAGAAUUCGGCCUGUCGCACGUGAAGAAGACGUAUGUCGGAAACGACUACGUUCGUGGUGUUUCUGGUGGUGAAAGAAAACGUAUCUCCAUUAUCGAAACCUUCAUUGCUAAUGGGUCUGUGUAUCUGUGGGAUAACUCCACAAAGGGCCUGGAUUCUGCGACUGCCUUGGAAUUUCUCUCCAUUACGCAAAAAAUGGCAAGGGCUACCAGAUCGGUUAAUUUCGUCAAGAUCUCUCAAGCCAGUGACAAAAUCGUCAACAAAUUUGACAAGAUUCUUAUGCUGAGCGAUUCUUACCAGGUGUUUUACGGCACCAUGGACGAAUGCUUGAGUUAUUUCCACGACACUUUACAGAUAAAGAAAAAUCCUAACGAUUGUAUCAUUGAAUAUCUGACGUCAAUCCUGAAUUUCAAAUUUAAGGAAAUAUCCAAUUCCAUCGUUGGUCUCGACGCACCAUUUCCCGUCUCUGAACCCAAACAAGCUUCGAACAUCAAUAACGAAGCAGAUUUACACACAUUAUGGGUACAGUCCCCAUACUAUAAACACUGGAAGGCAAUCACCUCAAAGACAAUACAAGAAUGCGCCGGACCGGACAUAAAUCCAGACGACGUUUCUCCCGUAUUCAGCAUCCCACUAAAAUUGCAACUGAAAACCUGUACGAUAAGAGCUUUCCAAAGAAUUAUUGGGGAUAGAAACUACUUGAUCUCUCAGUUUGUUUCCGUCGUCGUUCAAUCUUUAGUCAUUGGGUCUCUUUUCUAUAACAUCCCCCUAACAACCAUUGGGUCCUUCUCCAGAGGAUCUCUGACAUUUUUCUCCAUUUUGUUCUUUACCUUCCUUUCUCUGGCUGAUAUGCCUGCUUCUUUUCAAAGGCAACCUGUGGUUCGCAAACAUGUCCAGCUUCAUUUCUAUUUUAAUUGGGUCGAAACGUUGGCAACAACCUUUUUCGAUUGUUUUUCCAAAUUCCUACUUGUUGUCGUCUUCACCAUCAUUCUUUACUUUUUAGCUCAUUUACAAUACAAUGCUGCUAGGUUUUUCAUCUUUUUGCUUUUCCUUUCCAUUUAUAACUUUUGUAUGGUUUCAUUAUUUGCCCUGACGGCUUUGAUCGCUCCAACUUUAUCAGUGGCAAAUCUUUUAGCUGGUAUCUUAUUACUAGCUAUUGCCAUGUAUGCGUCUUAUGUUAUUUACAUGAAAGAUAUGCACCCAUGGUUUAUCUGGAUUGCUUAUUUGAAUCCUGCUAUGUUUGCCAUGGAAGCUAUCUUGAGUAACGAAUUGUUCAACCUUAAGCUAGAUUGUCAUGAAAGUAUUAUCCCCAGGGGCGAAUCCUAUAACAAUAUUUCAUUCAGCCAUAAAGCUUGUGCUUGGCAAGGUGCCACUCUAGGUAACGAUUAUGUCAGAGGACGCGAUUAUUUAAAGAGUGGGUUAAAAUACAGUUAUAGUCAUGUAUGGAGAAAUUUCGGUAUCAUUAUUGGGUUUCUUUGUUUCUUCUUAUUCUGUUCUUUAGCAGCCUCUGAGUACAUCACUCCUUUGUUCACCAGAGAAAAUAUGCUGCGUUGGAAUAACUACGUGAAAAGACACUGUCCCUUCCCAAGUCACGGAAAGAGACAGGAAAAGGCUAUUACUGAUAGCUCUGGUGUAUACGGUACCAAGCCUCCGGCAACUAAUUCAUCCACUUCAUCUUCAUCUGUCCCAUCAUUCUCCCGUCCAUGCGAUGCUGACUAUAAUGUUAAGUGUCCUGAUGAAUCUGUUAACAACCACACUAAGGAGUCCAUAGCCGUAGAAACUCAAAAGCACGUCAUUUCCUGGAAAAACAUCGAUUAUACCAUUGGUGAUAAAAAACUGAUUAACGAUGCUUCUGGUUACAUAAGCUCUGGGUUAACUGCAUUAAUGGGUGAAUCUGGUGCUGGUAAGACAACUUUGCUGAAUAUUCUAUCUCAAAGAACCGAAAGUGGUGUGGUGACCGGCGAAUUGUUAAUCGACGGUCAGCCAUUAACUAACAUUGAUGCUUUUAGAAGAAGUAUUGGGUUCGUCCAACAACAGGAUGUUCAUUUAGAGCUGUUAACUGUUAAAGAGUCUCUAGAAAUUUCCUGUGUUUUAAGAGGUGACGGUGAUAGGGAAUAUUUAGGAACUGUUACCAAUCUAUUGAGAUUACCUUCGGAAAAACUUGUUGCUGAUUUGUCCCCCACUGAAAGAAAGUUACUGUCCAUUGGUGUUGAAUUAGUUACCAAGCCUUCUCUACUAUUGUUCUUAGAUGAACCUACUUCUGGUUUAGAUGCCGAAGCAGCGUUGACCAUUGUGCAGUUUUUGAAAAAGCUUUCGAUGCAGGGCCAAGCUAUUUUAUGUACCAUCCAUCAACCUAGUAAGAGUGUUAUCAGUUAUUUUGAUAACGUCUACUUAUUGAAAAGAGGUGGUGAAUGCGUCUACUUUGGUUCAUUAAUUGAUGCCUGUGACUAUUUUGUGGCUCAUGACAAAAGCUUAGUUUUUGAGAGCGAAACGGAUAAUCCGGCUGAUUUUGUUAUCGAUGUUGUUGGUAGUGGAAGUACUGAAGCUAAUACUGGGGAAAAAUCAACCCCAGGUGAAUUUGACGAACAGACAUCUCAUCUUAGACAGUCAGAUUGCUCAAUUAAUUGGGCAAAUAUAUGGCAAUCUUCUCCCGAAAAGGUGAAGAUUGCUGAAAAUUUGCUUAUAUUGGAAGAAGAAGCUCGCAACUCUGGUAUUGAUUUUACGACUUCGGUAUGGAGUGCACCUUCAUAUAUGGAACAAGUAAAAUUGAUCACCAGAAGACAGUAUAUUUGUACCAAGAGGGACAUGACUUACGUCUUUGCUAAAUAUGCUUUGAAUGCUGGUGCUGGUUUAUUCAUCGGGUUUUCCUUCUGGAGGACAAAGCACAACAUCAGUGGUUUGCAAGAUGCUAUUUUCUUGUGUUUCAUGAUGCUUUGUGUUUCUUCCCCUUUAAUCAAUCAAGUCCAGGAUAAAGCUUUGCAAUCAAAGGAAGUCUAUAUAGCCAGAGAGGCGAGAUCUAAUACCUACCAUUGGACAGUUCUUUUGAUCGCCCAGACCGUCGUUGAAUUACCACUAGCCAUUUCUAGUUCUACAUUGUUUUUCCUGUGUUGUUACUUCUGUUGCGGCUUUGAGUCUUCUGCUCGUGUAGCUGGUGUCUUUUACUUGAACUAUAUUUUGUUUGCCAUCUAUUAUUUGUCGUUUGGGUUAUGGUUAUUGUACUCAGCUCCUGAUUUACAAACUGCUGCCGUCUUUGUUGCAUUCCUGUAUAGUUUUACAGCUUCCUUCUGUGGUGUAAUGCAGCCUUACGCGUUAUUCCCACGAUUUUGGACAUUCAUGUACAGAGUUUCACCAUACACAUAUUUCAUCGAAACUUUUGUGACUUUGCUUCUUCAUGAUAGAGAAAUCACUUGUUUAACAGGUGAAAUGGUCCCAAGUCAACCUGUAGUGGGUCAAAAUUGUGGUCAAUUCAUGAAACCCUUCAUAGAAGAAUAUGGUGGAAAAUUACUCAAUGAUAAAACAUUUACCGUUUGCGCCUAUUGUAUGUACACUGUUGGUGACGAUUUCUUGGAACAAGAAAAUAUGAGCUAUCACCACAGAUGGAGAAAUUUCGGUUUGGAGUGGGUUUUCGUCUGCUUCAAUUUUGCAGCCAUGUUUGUUGGCUUCUACUUAACCUACAUUAAGAAGAUUUGGCCUUCAGUGAUCAGCAGCGUCAAGAAGUGCAUUCCGUCAAUGAGAAUGUCCAAAAAAACAAAAAAACACCAAAAAGUCAAUGCAUAG
This is a messenger RNA of Saccharomyces eubayanus, 4230 nucleotides long. It is a transcript of the gene PDR11, whose product is annotated as ATP-binding cassette multidrug transporter PDR11. Gene Ontology annotation, biological process: transmembrane transport. Gene Ontology annotation, cellular component: membrane. Bases 1 to 4230 code for a protein of 1409 amino acids. The transcript has a single exon. The record is from RefSeq and is a predicted model, not a curated record. NCBI's taxonomy places the organism in Eukaryota, Fungi, Ascomycota, Saccharomycetes, Saccharomycetales, Saccharomycetaceae. Gene Ontology annotation, molecular function: ATP hydrolysis activity; ABC-type transporter activity; ATP binding.